CCAGUUCAGACAAGCCCUUGCCCCGCUCCUGCGGCGGCGGCGGCGGGUUUGGUGCGACACCGUCCUGACAUGUUGUAACUGGUUUCCACACCCACCGCGCCUGAGAGCGACGGGAAGUACCUGCGAUGAGCCCUGCGCCGCCUUGACUCUCCGCCGCGAUCCCAGCGAGCCGGGUCGAACCGCCCCGACGAUCCGGAGGCGAGACCCUCAGCGCGGGUCACCGGCGCAGUACGUACAUUUCAUCAGCUCACGAAUGGAAGUUUAAGAGACUUUGUACAAAAUAUAUGUGAAAAUGGAGACUUCAUCUUUGCUGUCAUCCUUACAUGAUGAAUGCAGACCAGACAACUAUAUUGAACCUCAUUACAAGGAAUGGUACCGAGUAGCUAUUGAUGCUCUAAUUGAAGGAGGUUUAGAAGCCUACAAGGAAUUUCUUUCCAAAGAGAGAUGCUCAGAGUUCCUAGCAGAUGAGGAAAUCGACUAUAUUUUGAACAAUGUUCACAAACUUCCCCAAAGCACUAUUUAUUCCUCUAACAAUGCUAUUGAUGACACUUCUUCCUCGGGAACGUACUGGCCCAUUGAAUCAGAUGUGGAAGCUCCAAAUCUUGACUUAGGCUGGCCCUACCUGAUGCCUGGAAUUUCUGGUGGUACAAAUGUUGAUCUGCUUUUUCAUCCACCACGAGCACAACCUUACACCAUAAAGGAAACUAUUCGGAAGAUGAUACGAGAUGCCAGAAAGGUCAUUGCCAUCGUUAUGGAUAUGUUUACAGAUGUGGAUAUUUCAGAGAAAUUGUUGAGGCAUCUGCUAGAGGGGAUUGCAGUGUAUCUCCUGCUUGAUGAGUCAAAUUUCAGUCACUUUCUGAAAAUGACGGAGAAACAAGGCUGUCAAGUUCAGAGGCUCAGGAACAUGAGGGUGCGGACAGUGAAAGGACAAGAUUACUAUUCCAAAACAGGAGCAAAAUUCCAUGGAAAAAUGGAACAAAAAUUUCUACUUGUUGACUGUAAGAAAGUCAUAUAUGGUUCUUACAGCUUUAUGUGGUCGUUUGAAAAAACCAACCUCAGUAUGGUUCAGGUUAUCACAGGACAGCUGGUUGAAUCCUUUGAUGAAGAGUUCAGGACACUGUAUGCCCGUUCUGCUGUUCCUAGCUCGUUUGCCCCAGAAUUAGUGAGGGUAAACAGUCGGAGGACACUCUGGGAAAAUGACACAUACCAACACUCCGUGUCUUCCUUGGCUUCAGUUUCUAGCCAAAGAAACCUUUUUGGUAGGCAAGACAAAGUUCACAAGAUAGAUCCUGUUUGUUGGAAAACUCGUGGAAGAUAUGCAGUAAAUGAAAUAGAGAAAUAUGGCUUGAGAAAUCAAGCCUAUAAUAAACAACCAUUUCAUCCAGGUUUUAAUGUGCAAACUCCUAUCCAACAGUAUCAACCUAGUGAAAAAAAUGAACACUGGAAGAGACAUAGUUAUGCUGGGGAGAAGCCAGAAAGGACGCCUUACUUACUGCUCAACAGAGCUAUUAAUAGAGCCAACAAUCCAUCAAAUCCUUGGAAAAUGCCCUCUGACAGCCUCAGCAUUGUUUCUUCAUUACGAGGAGGAUAUGCAAAUAACUAUAACACACCCCAGCAGAGUUUUGCUGAUCAGUUUUCACGCCCAAAGGUAAACCUUGCAGAAAGAAAUUCAAUUGUACGGAGGUCUUUCAACGGGACAGAUAAUCACAUCCGCCACCUGCAGCAAAGGAUGCCGACCCUCGAACACACAACCAAAUCUUUCCUGCGUAACUGGAGAAUUAAGUCAUAUUUGAAUGAUCAGUCAGAUUAUCCAGUAGAGUCUAAUGGGUCAGCUUUGGGUGACAGGUAUGAGAGCUAUGACCCACCUGAAACUAUCAAAGCUCAUGCGCUGUAUUCUCAUUCUCGCUUACGAUCAUCCCUGGUGUUUCAGCCAACUCUGCCUGAACAGCAGGAAGUAAGCAGCUGUGCAAGUUCUUCAAAUUCAACUAUAAUUGGAUCAGAGGGAAGUGCAACACCAAAAGGGACAUCUAAUCAUGCUCCAAGUGUGGAAAAUGGAACUGAUAAUACUUCAGAAGAGCUUGGCACAAACGUCCCGCUUAAAUCAGAUGCACCAAAAAACCACAGAAUUCAUACUGCAGACAACACAAAACCUAAUGUAAAUUCCAGUGCAGGAGGUGACUCAUCUCUCUACUUGUACACAACGCUGUGUGCAGACAAACAUGCAGAAAAUUUGAAGAAUCUUCAGAAUGAAAAUAUGCUAAAAAGGAGAAGCUUUCCCAUGUUUAAUUCAAAGUCCAUAUUAGACCCUGGUUCUAACAAACAUACAUCCAGUUACAUUUAUAGCACAUUGACUAGACAUAGGCUUAAGCAGCCAGUUAGUCCAAAACUUCCAGAGGACACACUGAAGAGCUCUAAAAGUUUGCACAGUGUGACCAACCACCUGCCCCAGGAGGAAAAGGACCUCAAAGGAGAGCUGAAGAGCCCAGCUGCCAGCAAGGCAAUUUCUAUGGCUGCUCUCACUGAAACUAGCAAAGAGGAGUCUAGUAAGGAUUGCACAACAAAGAAAGAAAGUAAGAGUUCCCCAAGUUUCCUAAAGAAAGGAUCCCAGAAACUGCGGUCACUUCUUAAUCUCACACCAGACAAGAAGGAAAACUUGUCAAAAAACAAAGGUCCUUCAUUUUACAGAAUGUGUAGUAGUUCUGACACAUUGGUUUCUGAAGAAGAGAAUCAAAAACCAAAGAUUUCUGAGAAUAAGACAGAUUCUUCCCCAAGGAGAAAGAGAAACACAUCAUCAAAUUCUCAAGGUAGUUUGAACAGAAGUAAAGAGGAUGUCACUGGAAGCCCAACAAAGUCUCCUAAGUCCCCAAAGUCACCGAAAUCUCAAAAAUCUCCAUCUGAUGAAGGCAAUAGAAAGUGUCCUCUCUUGUGCCCCAUUGAAACUAAGUUCAUAGAGACCGCAGGAGAUGCAUCUACUCCAAGAUUCAAUACAGAACAGAUUCAGUAUCAGGAUGUGAAAGAAAUUAGCACAAAUGCUACUCCUGAAAGUGCCCCUGUUGCUGCUCUUCAAAGGGCAAGUUCAAUGAUGCCACAGCCGGCCAGCUCCAAACGUCAAGAGGAGCUGAGACCUCGCUUGAGUGAGAGGCGUGUUUAUAGCCGCUUCGAGCCCUUCUGCAAGAUGGAAAAUCCACCUGUAGGAAAUGCACCCAACAGCAGCUCACAUCUCUCAGAUAUCAAAAGCAAGACCUUGGGGAAUAAUUAUGGCAGGAGUAAUCACAUGGUCAGCUAUAACUCGACUGCUUACCAUCCAUUGCCACCUAAUGAAAAUAAGCUGCGAGGAUUUAUGCAAAAGUUUGGGAACUUCCUGCACAAAAGCAAGUAG
Molecule: messenger RNA, 3379 nt
Organism: Calypte anna (Anna's hummingbird)
Lineage: Eukaryota; Metazoa; Chordata; Aves; Apodiformes; Trochilidae
Gene: SACK1B
Product: family with sequence similarity 83 member B
Biological process (GO): epidermal growth factor receptor signaling pathway
Cellular component (GO): cytoplasm; membrane
Source: RefSeq, a predicted model, not a curated record